GUGGCUAUAAAGGCCAAUCCACUCUCUCUCCAGGCACCCCGAGCCGCCAAAACCCUACCGCCGCCGCGAAUCCCGCACGACCCCAACCAUGACCGUGCUGAGCCGCCCUACCCCGGGCACGGCCCAGUGCUUCGGGCGGAAGAAGACCGCCGUCGCGGUCGCGUACACGAAGCCGGGGCGCGGCCUGAUCAAGGUGAACGGCGUCCCGAUUGAGCUGAUCCGACCGGAGAUGCUCCGCCUCAAGGCCUUCGAGCCCAUCCUGCUGGCGGGGCGGUCCCGGUUCAAGGACAUCGACAUGCGGAUCCGCGUCCGCGGCGGCGGGAAGACGUCGCAGAUCUACGCCAUCCGCCAGGCCGUCGCCAAGGGGCUCGUCGCCUACUACCAGAAGUACGUCGACGAGGCCGCCAAGAAGGAGAUCAAGGACAUCUUUACCCGCUACGAUCGCACCCUCCUCGUCGCUGACCCCCGGCGCUGCGAGCCGAAGAAGUUCGGCGGACGUGGUGCCCGCGCCAGGUUCCAGAAGUCGUACCGUUGAGCGGCUGCCUGCUCCAUCUCGAUUUUUCAGAUCGUUGUGGGUGUUCUUCGCUUUAUUUCCUAUCAAUGGAUCUGCUUAUCUGGUUCUAUAUCUAGCUGCUGCUUUACCAUAAUGUUUAGACUUUAAUGCCUAGCCUGAAACCUUGUUUGCAAUGUGAAAUUAAUGUGAGAGAUUAUGAAGACUAUUUUGGCUAGUCCCUC
Zea mays is the source of this 735-nucleotide messenger RNA. Its product is annotated as 40S ribosomal protein S16. The coding region runs from base 89 to 535 and encodes 148 amino acids. Gene Ontology annotation, molecular function: RNA binding; structural constituent of ribosome. Gene Ontology annotation, biological process: translation; maturation of SSU-rRNA from tricistronic rRNA transcript (SSU-rRNA, 5.8S rRNA, LSU-rRNA). NCBI's taxonomy places the organism in Eukaryota, Viridiplantae, Streptophyta, Magnoliopsida, Poales, Poaceae. Gene Ontology annotation, cellular component: cytosolic small ribosomal subunit; ribosome. The record is from RefSeq and is marked validated. The transcript has a single exon.